Symbiodinium pilosum is the source of this 783-nucleotide messenger RNA. The record is from the annotation of a GenBank genome assembly. Lineage: Eukaryota; Dinophyceae; Suessiales; Symbiodiniaceae.
AUGGCGACCGAAGAUGGUCCGCCAUUGAAGGUGAUGCCAGGCUUCCUCCGCAGCAUGACGCAGACCUCAUACCGAGAAGACUUUUGUCUUCGUCCGUCGCUAGAGUUGCAGGCGAAGGGCAGCUCAGGCCUGAUCGUCUGCAAACACCCAUCCUUGCUAUCAGAGCCCAGGCUGGGCGCAGAGACGGACGAAGAUGAGGCUGAGGCUGACCUAGACUUCAGAGACCCGCGGACGCCCUUCCUGGGCCGGAAAACCCCAAUGCAGAGCACUUACAACUCCUUCUGCGUGGAUCGAGGGUCAUUGAUUGCGACCCCGCCGCCGCCAAAGCGUAACAGAAGGAAUCGAUCCGAAGUACCUUUGGGAGCACUGGAGACGAGCGCCGUCAUCAAGGCUCCCCCGAUUCUGGGAGUGUUUGACACCAAAGGUGUGCCAAGCGGCAGGGGUGGUCUCUCCGACGAGGAGAUCCUCCUCCGGAACCAGCUGCUGUACAUGGAUCCUCAUCCAGCCAGACAAGAAAAUACAAAGGCGGUGCUAAAGCAAGGAUUCAAACCACUCAACAAGACGGUGGCAAGAAGCGACUUCACGACGUACGUGCACAGCAGGAGCGCCGAGCAGCGACUAGGAGGAAGAAGUUACUUCCCCGUUGGCGAGAAGAACUGGCACACCUCCAAGUCUGAUGUUGCCUUCGAGCAGGGCGUGCACAAGUGGCCGAGGCAGCCUCUACACAGGCCUUCGAACUGCCCGCUUCAACGAUGCAAGACGGCGCCCGGAAGGCUGGACUGA